AUGUCUAACUCUCGCGGAGUGGGCCGGUCGGAGUCUGAUGGAAAAGAAAACCACAGACGGCGGCAGCGCAGCGAGUCUGCCUCUUCCACCGGUUGGCAAAUCACAUCCAACAGCCGCUGUAUUGUCUGCGGCCGACUGGGCGACACGUGCGACUGCCGCACAACGCGAAUGGAUCCAAUGCUGAAGCGGCAGAAACUCGACAAUUUUCUUCUCAACACGCCGUAUGUGCGGUGUAAACAGAUGAAGGCGCUGGAUGAUGUCACUCGUGAAGAGUCCAGGCAGCGUCGACGAUGGAUCGAACGUUGGGGAGAAGAGUUUGAAGUAAUUGCACAGAUCGCCUUAACUAGACGGCGAAUGGUUUUUCUCAAACAUGAAGAGUUAACAGAGCGAGAGGUGAUAACGGCAACAGAGCGGAAGGAAUGGGCAGAGACAUUGGCUCUUGCGGAUCGAUAUAUUGUACUACUUGCUCUCGCUAGACAUGAGCGAGAGGAACGGUUAAGUUUAUAUAUGUCUGCAGAGCGAGAAGCACAGAAAGUAAUGAUUUGGCAUUCUUUUGUAUUUCAAUUACUUAGUUUACAAAGCCGUGAGACGGCUUUACGUAAUGCUCUUAUUAAUCACGAAGCUGCAGCAAUAGCUUCUUUAAAAAGUUUAGAUGUAGAACUUCUUAAUGUAAUGGACAGGAAUGAAAAAGAACGUUGUAGUGUUUGUAAAGAAUAUUGGGAACAACGUGAAGAAAUUGUCUUGUUAUGGCAGAGAGAAGUAGAAAGUUUACAAAAAAUGAUCCUAGAUGAUAAAGAACGUGUGGAAUGGAUAAUGCAGGAAAGGUAUCAAAUGUUUGAACUUUGUGUAAAAGAGAAAACAGAAUUAGUAUCAAAGGAGAUGGAAAUUAGAGGAUUUUUCUCUAGUAGGGAAAUGGAGGAACGUAAUCUUGUACAAGAGAAGAUACGGUGUUGUGAAGAGCAGAGAGAUGCUAUGGCACAACAGGAAAGUUCAGCACGAAUAAUGAUUAUUCAAAAUGUAGAUUUUACCUUUAAUGAAUUGUUAUUAAAGUUUAAACAUGAAGAGGAAGAAAUUCGAAAAUUAAAUGAAUUUCAGUAUCAGCAGAGUGAAAAUGAACUUCGUCAAGCUAUCCAUUAUCUACAGAUGAUUGUAGAAGAAGAAAAAACUAUAUUUGCCGCACUGAUAGCUCAAGAACAUCAUGAAAAGGAUCAACGAUAUCAAUGGAUGUUAGAAAAAGAGAGACAACGUACUGAAUUUGAACACAACACCCUUUAUCAAAUCCAACAAUUAUACACAGAAGAAGAAGAAGCCCGUCAUGUAUUGAAAAGUAAAAUGCAAGAGGAUGAAAUUGGAGUGGCUGCUUGGAUUCAACACAAGUUAAGAAAACUUCGAGAAUUGGAAGAGGCUGUAUUAAACCAAAAAGGAGAAAUACGAAUGAAAGAACAUGAAGAACGGUUUGCACUUGUCUCUCAUAAGGCAGAACACGAAGAUGCCGUGCGUCGAUGGAUUGAUCAGAAAGAAAUUGUUCGUCAGUCUAUCAUUACUGAAGAAACAUCAUCUCGUGCGAAUGGAAUAGAAAUGGAACACGCAGCAAGAGAAGAAAUUGCUUGGCAUUUUGAUUCUGGAUUAGAAAAGUGUCAUUCAUUUCUUCAAGAACGAAAAGAAGCGCAAGUAAAGUUUCAACAAAAGGCUUUAGCGGUAUUAGGAGAAAUCAUGCAGCAAGAAGUAAAGGCACUCGCACUCUUACAAGAUGCCGCCCAAAUGGAUAUGGAAAACGCGUUAGAAGAAGAAAAACAAAGAGUACGACUGGAAUUUCUCAAUAUGGAAACGGAACAGAGAAGUUGUAUGCUUCAACAGGAAAUACGCUGCCGUGAAAAUAUUUCUACUCAAAUGCAAUUACAACGAAACUUUUUCGCCAAAGAGGCACAAGAACUUUUAAAAGCACGAUUAUGUGAAAUAAUGGCAGUAGAAGAAAGUCAACGGCAUGUACUUCUUCAUUUAGAAGAAGAGUCUGCAGAACAUCUUUGGAUACUGAGUAGACGAUCUUGGGAAGAUGCCCAGAGAGUGGAAAGAGAACGUAUACGUGAGGAACUUCGUCAACGUGAGAUUGCCCUCAUGGAAGACGAACGGCUUUACUGCGAAGAUGAAGUUCUUAUCUUUGAUAAAAUAAAGACAUCAAGAAGAGGAGAAGAAUAUCAAAGAGAAGAAAGAGAUGAAGAUGAUGAAGAUAAUAAUGAUGAUAUUAUGAAUUAUUCUUGUAUGGAUGAAACAUGGAAACUGCAACGACAAUAUGUUUUGAAUGAAUUGGGUUUAGAAGAAAAAGAUGGGAAAGAAUUAACCCCAUCUUCUGUAGAGUUUCUGGUGAAAGUGAUGAAUCUUAUCUCAGAGAAAAAAGCACUUGUGAUGGCAGAAUUACAUCAAGCCGAAAAGGAAGCAGAAGAGGUGGAACGAAAAGUAGAAAAACAGAAGAUUUUACUCUCCAAUGCAAAAGAAAGAUGUGAAGAGUUAAAAGAAAAAUUAAAUCGUGAUACGGCUGAUCAUGAAAGGCGUACAGCAAUGUACCGUGAUGCCCGACAGAAGGAAGAGUCUCAGUUGGAACGUGAACGUGAGAGACUUCAGACCAAAACUGAAGAACUCUCUAAAAUGCAGGAAAAGGUCUCUGGUAUGCGAGAGGCUAUUCACAAUCAGUACCAACGUCGCUAA
Trypanosoma theileri is the source of this 2703-nucleotide messenger RNA. RefSeq lists its product as uncharacterized. The record is from RefSeq and is a predicted model, not a curated record. NCBI's taxonomy places the organism in Eukaryota, Euglenozoa, Kinetoplastea, Trypanosomatida, Trypanosomatidae. The coding region runs from base 1 to 2703 and encodes 900 amino acids. The transcript has a single exon.